Molecule: messenger RNA, 2547 nt
Organism: Bombyx mori (domestic silkworm)
Lineage: Eukaryota; Metazoa; Arthropoda; Insecta; Lepidoptera; Bombycidae
Gene: Exo84
Product: exocyst complex component 8
Exons: 1
Coding region: 260-2305 (681 amino acids)
Biological process (GO): intracellular protein localization; exocytosis; Golgi to plasma membrane transport
Cellular component (GO): exocyst
Source: RefSeq, a predicted model, not a curated record
ACUACCGCAUUCCUCAGGAUGGACAAGCUCGCGCGUCUACUGUACAUAAAAUUUGAGAAAACGUUUUGAUAGCAACGUUGGCAGCGCGUUGCCAACAAACUGACUUUAAAAGAAGCUGAGAUAACAAAACGCAUUUUUGACAUAUCGUUUUGAUAGAAAACGUCCUGUCGUUCGAUACCUACCUAUAGAAUCGAAUGAUGUGCGAGCCAGUGUUUUGUGAUAAAUACGAAAGAAGUAUACAAUAAAUACAUGUGCAACGAUGUCCGAGAUAGAUAUGGAUAAGUUUGCUGUCCCAGACUUCGUCCCCGAACGUUACGUAAAAGACCUCGCUAGAUCCUGCGUCGGAGGGGAGGAGCUACAGCAACAGAAGGAGAAAAUACAAAAUUUAGCCGAAGAAACCGCAAGUGCCCUAAAGAAAAAUGUCUACGAGAAUUAUAUGCAGUUUAUCGAGACUGCGACGGAGAUAUCCCACCUCGAAACAGAAAUGUACAAGCUAUCGCAUUUGUUAAGCGAACAGCGUUCUGUGCUGACUGUGCUCUCCCACGCCUCAAUCCUCGGUAACGAGAACGGUUUAUCACGCGAGUCUCUUGAUAAUCACGACGUCGAGGCUGAGAGGGCAGAAGAGGAACGAAAAAAUAAAUUAAAUCUCAUUACAGAAAAGGUAGAAUCAUGCAUGAAUCUGUUAGAUGUCCCAGACCGAACUCUGCUUCAUGAAGGUGACUUGCUAGAAAUAGAUGCAGAAGAAAAUACUGCAUUACAAAGAAUGCAUGUAUAUUUAUUUAAUGACUGCCUUAUGUUAACAUCCUGGAUUUCUAACAGACGUGGUCCAAUGAGAUAUAAGUUUCAAGUGAGUUACCCAAUAAAGAAUUUAGCAGUGGUGAAUGUAAGAGAUUUAGGAACUGUGAAACAAGCAUUUAAAGUGUUAGCCUUCCCAGACACCAGAGUAUUUCAAUGCAAUAGUUUUGCGAUAAAAAAAGAUUGGCUAGACAAAUUUGAGAUAGCAAAAAAACUGUAUAUUGAAAAAGAAAAUUCUAAACAGAAGAAAAAAGAUAGUCAAGAAAAAUCAAAAUCUGAAUCUAUUGAAUCACCGAGUCUGUCUGUGGAAGAGAUGCCAUCACCCCAAAUUACACCAUUGCCUGAGUGGUUGGCUGAUGUUACUGAAGAGCUUGAUGUUUUGAUUGUGGAGAGACAUUUUCAAAAGACCUAUGAGUUGAUGGUUUCAGCUCAAAAAGCUUUAAAUACUGAAGAUUUUAAAAACCAUCCACAAAGGGUUGAUAUAUUGAAAAAAAUAGAACAGAAGCAAAAGAGUUUAAUUGAAAUAUUAUUGAAAGAUUUAGAUGUAACACAUAAUUGGAGUUUGCGAGGAGGUCUCCAAUCAACUAGACAACCGGUACUGAUACUCAAUAAGUUUAAUAUGACCAGUCAGGCUUGUGACUUGUUUUUGACGAUAUGCAGUUACACAGUCAAAGUUCAUGUGAAAAGGGUGCAACUGGAAGGGUCAAUUAACACUUAUGUCAAACAAGUGGGUGAAGUGUUUUUUUGCUCAUUGAGUGAUGCCUUAACAGAGUUUAUUUCACUAUUUCCUAAAAAUAAAAUAAGUGCUUUUAUAGUCUGGGCUAGUCUGCAACUUAGGAUAUUGAUGAGUCAGAUUAUAAAACAAGUGUUCACACCUCAGUGUGCAUUAGAUUCCGUUCAGGAUUGUGUUGAGAGUCUAAGGGAACAAUGUACAUUGUUUUGUCAAUUUGGUUUAGAUUUAAGAUUCCAGUUGAACAGUUGUUUGAGAACACCAAUAAUAAAAGCUUUGAGAGAAUAUAAAGAGAAGACUGUUGACUCUAUGAAAAAUAAAAUCACUGAAGACAAAUGGACUCCAGUGAAUAUGCACACCAAAGCAGGUGUCAAUAAAUUCCUGAAACAAAUGGAAACUUUGGGCCUUAUAUUAGCUAAGUAUGUAAUUAAUGAAACAUGGGUAGAUUUAUCAAGUAGUACCAUAUGGUUUACAAAGUCUAUUGUCACUAUACAGAAAAUAGGUCUCCAGUUAGUGAACAAAGAUAUGAUGGAUAACCUUGAUGAAUACAUUUAUACAAUAUUCAAUUCAUGGCUUGUCCUCGCAUCAGUCAACGAUAUUAGUUAUGCAAAGAAGAAUUUCAAAUUCAUUUUAGAAACAGUGAUGCCUUUAAUGCUUAGAUGUUAUAAAGAAGAAGUUGGCUAUGAUAAUGAGAAAUUAGUAGCUUUGGCAAAGAACUAUGGUGUCAGUAUUACACCAUCCAAAAACAUCACAAAAUACACAAGUAAUGAAUAUUUAUGAGAAUAGUCAAUAGUCUAUAAAUAAGAUGUAUGAAAUUAUUUAUAUUAUGCUGAAGCUUUAAAUUUGUAAUAUAAUAGAGAGUAAGCAAGCAGAAUUAUGUUAGUUUAUAUAAAUACUGAUCAAAUUAAAUUUUAUGUAUAUGCAAGUUACGAAUAUUAAGUUUUAAUACAAUCAUUAUUUAUGGUGAUCUGUUUAAGUGUUCUUUGAAAUUGUAAAGACAAGAAUAAAAUAUAUUUCCAGUA